Molecule: messenger RNA, 2474 nt
Organism: Sipha flava (yellow sugarcane aphid)
Lineage: Eukaryota; Metazoa; Arthropoda; Insecta; Hemiptera; Aphididae
Product: peroxidase-like
Exons: 14
Coding region: 233-2263 (676 amino acids)
Biological process (GO): response to oxidative stress
Molecular function (GO): heme binding; peroxidase activity
Source: RefSeq, a predicted model, not a curated record
ACACAUGCAAUUCGGGCUUCAAACCUUAACGAUUUUUCGUUUAUCAGCCAAUAUGUCGGCAACAUUCGUUACCCAUUUCCCUGGGUUAAUAGUAUUAUUUUACUAUCUAAAUAAACUCAUGCGAUCAAACACAACGUAGUAGCAGAAGCCAAAAUAUCUCUGUCGGUAUCGUCCAGCAAGUUGGUGAAUGGUGUAGGUACAUUUUCAAUUAAAUCGCAGAUAUAUUAAUAAGAUGGGUUCAUUGUUCCAAAGCGAUGAAAAUAAACCAUUGUUAGAAAGAAAAAUAAAUUCAAAUACAAAAUGGAACUCUAAACCUUUUUUUAAGUGGGGUCUCAUAAUUUUCGUAUUAUGCUUAAUAUUCUUUGUUGUGAUAUUUGUUAUACUCAAGAAUGUGAAUCAACAAGUACCCAGUGCAACUACAGAGAAAUCACAGACAACAAAACACAAACUACACAUUUCGAGUGUCGAUACAACGUAUAAUGAUUACCUAAUGCAAUGUGCUCCUCGAGUAAAAUGUGAUCCAAAUGCAAAAUAUAGAAGAAUUAAUGGAUCCUGUAAUAAUUUGGUUAAACCUACGUUGGGUGCAUCGAAAACACCUUUUCUUCGUAUGCUUAAAGCUAACUAUGCUGAUGGUUAUUACGAGUUAAGAAACCAAACAAAUGGAAGUGCAUUGCCUAGUGCCAGAGUCGUGGACAUCAACGUGUUCCUGACCCGAGAAAAGUAUCACGUGGACGAAAACAAUGUACUCUUACUGCCGUUUUCACAACUGUUGGCCCACGAUUUGUCAGGUUUGACAAACGACGUACCGGAAAACGAGUUCAAUGUGGUGACGGAUUGCUGUACCGACAAGAACGCGAGAAAGACGUUCAGUCAGUGUCAGCUGGUCGUCGAAAAUCCACCCGAUGACCCAGUUUACAGUAAACACAAUAUAUUUUGCAUGGGAUUAGUACGCUCGUUGACGUCGAGAAAUUACAGCUGUCCGUUGUACCCUACGACGUUUAUGAAUGACAACACCCAUUUCAUCGACGCAUCAAACGUGUAUGGAUCGACCGACACCGAUGCCCGACGUCUUAGACUAAUGGAGGGCGGAAGACUUAAUUUCUCGAUAGGCGACAACGGUCAGAUGUUCUGCCCAUACCAACAAAAAAAGAAAUACGAACCUGUUGAGCUGCAACAUACUUCUUUUCAAUACGAUUCAGGCGAUCCAACCAAUGGAAAUCAAAACUUAGGAAUAGGAGUGAUGCAAACAGCAUUUUUAAGAUUUCACAAUUAUAUUGCUUUUAAACUAAUGGCAUUAAAUCCUUACUGGUCUGAUGAAACACUUUAUCAAGAAUCACGAAGAAUUGUCAUUGCAACUAUUCAACGUAUAGUUUACAAUGAUCUUUUACCCAUAAUAAUUGGAGAAGAUUAUCAACAAAUAUACGGUAUUAACAAAGAAAAUAUUUACGAUCCGACGGUUAAUCCAUCAAUGGCUUUAGAGUUGUCAAGCGCUGCUAUACGCGUUCUACACGCAAUCAUACCAGUCCAAUUCAAUUUCAUGAACAAUGAGUAUGAAAUUACAUCAUCGGAAAACAUUACGGAUUGGAUGUUACGGCCAGUUUUAUUACCCAUUAAAGACAAUUUCGAUAAACUAUUAAAAGGUUUCCUGGAGACACCAGGUCGUAUGGUUCAACCCUCGUACAAUUUCUAUAUAUCCAACUAUUUAUUCAGUUUCCCCGGAAAACCUCGGUAUACAGGACGUGAUUUGCUAGCACUAGAUAUCGCAAGAGGUCGAGAUGUAGGCUUACAACCUUACAUCAAAGUCAAACAUUUAUGUGGACUUCCGCUCGCUAAGAGCUUUGCAGAUUUGGAGGACUUGAUACACAUUAGAGACAUAAACAAACUAAAAGAACUAUACCAUUCCGUCGAUGAUAUUGACUUAAUCGUAGGACUUCUAUUAGAAAAAAUUAGUGACGGUGCCAUUGUCGGUCCAACCACCCAGUGUUUAAUUGCCGAUGGUUUCUAUCGGUACAAAGCCGGUGAUCGAUUUUUCUACGAUGUCCAAGGACAGCCAGGAAGUUUCACUCCUGAGCAAUUUAAAAUAAUUAAAAAAAUUACUCUUGGUCAUGUAAUAUGCGCUAUUUCAAAUGUGAAUCACGUACAAAAAGAUAUAUUUAAAUUAGUUGAUCAUAAUUUAUUUUCAACUAGCAAACUGAAAUGUGACGAUGAGUUCUAUUUAAGUUUUGAAGAAUGGACAGAAUCAAACGAUCGUCAAGAACUGUGAAUUAUGCAUGCGGCAUGUAUUUUCUAUGUAUUAUUACAAUAAGCUUUUUGAGUUUUUAUUAAAAAUUAUCAGCCUUCUAAAAACAUACCAACAAUUAGGGUGGUAGUUGAAAGAAAAAAGAAUUGCUCGUUGAAGUUGAUGAUAUAUGAUCAGAUAUUGAAUCGAUAUUGAUUUGAAUUAAUUAAACAUAACGUAAUACGCCGUUUUCAAA